Pneumocystis carinii B80 is the source of this 2786-nucleotide messenger RNA. RefSeq lists its product as hypothetical. Lineage: Eukaryota; Fungi; Ascomycota; Pneumocystomycetes; Pneumocystales; Pneumocystaceae. The transcript is spliced from 2 exons. Bases 47 to 2746 code for a protein of 899 amino acids. The record is from RefSeq and is a predicted model, not a curated record. Gene Ontology annotation, molecular function: calcium ion binding. Gene Ontology annotation, cellular component: membrane.
AAAUUGACGUGUUUAUUUGUAUGUUUUAAAAAAGUUUUCUUGAUUUAUGUGGAAAGUAAAAUCUAUAAUAUUUUGGAUAUUUGAAAUAUCGUUAUUGUAUGGUGUUGAGGGGAUUCCGAUUCUUGGAUAUCCGGUUAAUUCUCAGGUGCCACCAGUGGCACGGGUUUCUCUGCCGUUUCAUUAUAAAUUUGCGGGAAAUACGUUUUAUAAUAUUCAAGGGUCUGUUAAAUAUUCAGUCGAUAGGUUACCUUCAUGGUUACAUUUUAAUGCGCAAGAGCGAACAUUUUCAGGGACGCCUUCGAGAAGCGAUAUGGGAGCAAUUAAAUUUAAUUUAAUAGCGACGGAUUCUACGGGAUCAGCAACAAAUCCAGUAACGUUUGUUGUGGUAGAUUUCCCUGCUCCAACUGUUAGGAUUCCAGUUUCUCAACAGUUAAGAAUGCAUGGUGUAAUUGAUUUGAAUGGAGCAUAUGUUAUUUUGCCGACUCAGUCAUUUAGUUUUGUUUUGGAUAGGAAUACGUUUGAUGCACGUAAUACUAGAAUAAUGACAUAUUAUUGUGUUUCAGGAGAUAAUACGCCUUUACCUUCAUGGAUUAAGUUUGAUCCUAAAACUCUUCGAAUAUGGGGAACAGCGCCGCCUGUUCAAUCUAGAGGAGUGCCUCCGUUGUAUUUUUGGUUUAAUGUAAUUGCAGCAGACGUUCUUGGGUUUUCUGGAGGGGUAGCAUCUUUUGGUAUAGUUGUUAGUUUACAUCAUCCGCAAUUAGGACGAUCUUAUUAUCCCAUAACAGCUGUAGUCGGAGAACCAUUUGUAUUUCCAUUUCCUGCUAAUUCAUUGACGAAAGCAGGUGUUUCACUUUCGUCGUCAGAGGCUUUGCGUUUAAAGUAUAGCAUCUCUACAUCAUCUUGGUUAUCCUAUAGUAAAAAUGACAUGGCUUUUGUAGGAACUCCUAGUUCAAUGGAAUCGCCACAUAAUGUUAUUCUUACGAUUAUGGAUGGAAUUUAUGGAAUUACAAUCUUUAUUAAAGUAAAUACUGGUAAUCGUAAAAUUUUGCCAGAAAUUAUGCCAGGGCCCAGGCGAGAAUCUCUUCCUAAUUGUGCUAAUGGUAAUCCUUUGUGUUUUACAGCGAUUCCAAGUGCACCUCCUAAAAAUCCAAAUCCAAAUCCAAAUCCAAAUCCAGAAAAUAGAGUCUCUACAUUACCGAAUAUAAAUGCGAGAGUCGGAGAGUUUUUUUCAUAUAGAAUUGGUGAUCCUUCUUCUCUUUCUAAUAAUGAUAGAGUCGAAUUACAAUAUAGUCCAAGCGAUGCUUCAAAUUGGUUGAAUUUUAAUAGGGAGACCAUGAGAAUUAGUGGUAUCCCUCGAGAUGAUGGUACUGUCAAUGUAAAAAUCCAUAUUGCUUAUGCAUCCGGUCGUUCUCGUGAUCAAUUUUUUUCAAUUCAUAUUGAUAAAGGUGAUGAUAAUGAUGAUGAUGAUGAUGAAACUAUGGAAAGGAAAGAUUUAAAAUGGCUUAUUGUUGGUGCAGUUGGUUUUGUUUCUCUUUUUAUUCUUCUUCUUUUUUUAUAUUUUUGUGUACGAAGAUCUAGGAAACGACGUUCUUCUACUGAUCAUAGGUUUAUUUCUCGUCCAAUUCCACCAGAUUCUCACUAUGGGCAAUGGCCUACUAUGGAUGAAAAAACAUGGGAUGAACCUCACAGACUUUCUGCAUUUAAUAUUUUUAAAUCGACAAGUGCAAAUGGUCUCUCUGGAUUUGUUGCUGAAGUUAAAGAAGCUCCUGAUAAUACAAAAUCUUCUUUAGAUCCUGAUAAAAAAUAUCAUAAAAUAGAUGUUGUUUCUCCUUAUUCGAUUCACGUUCUUCCUGUCAAAGACGAGCCUACUAAAAAGUCUUCUGUUUUCGUCUCAAAGGGAAAUAUGCAUCCUGCCUCUAAUAAUUCUGACGUUUCGUCUUAUUUACCUACAGGUCCUCCAGGAUAUGGACAACCACAUCGCUCAUGGCGUAGAACUGCUCAGUCUAGUCUUUUUUGGCCUGCUAGUAGUGCUUACGAUGGAUCAGUUGUAGCUUCUGGCUUUAAAGAUUCACAAAUAAAUGAACCAUAUAGCUUACGAUUGGUAAACGACUCUAUAACUCAUUCUGAUGAUUCUUCUGGCGUAAUUAGUAAUGCAAUGACAUCAAGCACUUCUAAUAAUUCUUCAAAUGAUUUAUCAAGAAAGACUAGUGACAGCAAAAUAACUCUUGGUUCUUAUUCUGAAGAUUCAAUAUUAUCAAAGGCUGGUGUAAAUCAUAAUACUGAUGAUAACGAUACACAUCUUCACAGAAAAAAUGAUACAUAUUCAAGAGUUCGUCCAUGGUCUGCACAUAUAAGUGAAAGAGAUUCUAUGGAUAGUCUCAGUUUAAUGAGUAGCGAACAUUCAAGAAAUGAAUUUCUAUGUGAUGAAACUGAUAAUCCAUACACUACUUAUCUCAACGAUCAUAAUAGACGUUCUCGGAUUAUUAGAGGAAUCUCUGACUCCGAUCCUCUUCAAAUUCAUAUUCCAACAAGAUUACCUCCUUCUGUACACACUUCUAUACAAUCUUCUACAAAAUCUGACUUAUCCUCUUCUCUUUCUGAUAGGAAAACUCCUAUAUUAGUUAAACCAACUAUGCUUGAUCGUCCAAAAUUAUUCGAAUAUUCUCGUUCUAAUAGGACAAAUAUUCAUUCAACACAUUCACAUACUCCUUCUCGUGAUCUUUCUUCUAAAAUCGCAUUUGUAUAACAUUAACUCUUUAGAUAUAGCUUAUAUUCAUAUAUUCACA